This is a messenger RNA of Prorocentrum cordatum, 738 nucleotides long. The record is from the annotation of a GenBank genome assembly. NCBI's taxonomy places the organism in Eukaryota, Dinophyceae, Prorocentrales, Prorocentraceae.
AUGCAGUUCCAAUCCCCAGGCAAAGAUGUAGUCAACACGGACAUAGCUCCUGGAAUAGACAAAAGACUUUGCGGGGCGCGGAUUCAGACCUACCUGCUCGAGAAGGUGCGCAUCUGCGACCAGCAGGAGGGCGAGCGCAACUACCACAUCUUCUACGAGGGAUGCGCUGCGGCUGCAGCUAUGGCGUCGUCAUCUUACACAUUUCCCCAGAGGCUGGCGAAGGAGAAAGUCAAGGAGGAGAUGACGGUGGACCUGACCGGCUUCGCCGACUUGUCCAAUUUUGCUUUUCUCACGCGCUCCACGUGCAAGACGUUGAAGGACGUGGACGAUAUCCAGAUGUUCGAGGUCCGAAUCGCUGCCAUGCAGGCAAUUGGCUUCAGUGGGGACGACAUUAACACGGUCAUGAACAUCAUCAGCGCAGUGUUGAAUCUUGGCAAUACCAAGUUUGACGCGCCGGCCAACAACAGCGAGGGCUCCCAGGUGAUGUCUGAGUGCUCCAAGUCGAUCGAGAUGGCGGCCCAGCUCACCGGGGUCAGCAGAGAGUCGCUCGAAAAGUCGAUCUGCAACACCACGCGGACCGUCGCGGGCAGCAAGAUCAGGAGCCCGGUGAAGGUGACGCAGGCGGCCGACAACCGCGACGCCCUGGCAAAGGCCCUCUACGGGCUGAUCUUCAACUACGUUGUGAAAGUCGCGAACAGGUCGAUCGGAUACAAGGAGGACGUGAAGCUUUUCGUGGGC